UUGAGGUUCCUAUAUACCGCUUUAUCCAACCGAGGUCGUCUCAAAGCGGUUUACACUAUAUUAUCCCUGGCUAUUUAGCCGUUGCUACAAGCCAAUGUCUUUCGCAUCUCCGUAGGGAGCAAACAGUCGGUACUGCCAUUUAGGCAGCACAGCUAACAUUAUAAAGUUCCAGCACUGCCCAACCACAUACUCAUUUACCGCUGAGUAGACUGGAACAAGCGGAGUAAAGUAUAUAGUUAUAAGAUCCAACACAGUGCCAUAACGAGAUUCGAGCCCGCAACCCUUGCGUCCUACCACUAGACUACCGUGCCGCUAUACGACUAAAUGAAAGUUAACAUUUCGUCUGGUGAAUAUAUAUUGUAGUUUGUUAUGUUCCCUAUUGUUAACAGAUGUAUAUGUAUUUACAUACAUGAAAAGUUAAAAUUAGGGCGACAUAUAGGUCUGUAAAGCAUUAAUACUUGUAUAAUCAAUCUGCAGACGUGUACACUUAGCUACACAUAUGGAUACAAGUUAUGAUGUCAUUUAUCAAAUGUAUAAUCAUAUUGUGACGUAUACCUGUACGUUUCCAGUCAACAGUUCCUUUUUACUUCCUCGUGCUACUAUUCCUCGUCUAUCAAGGAAGUGUUCUGAUUCAUAUCGGAUCCUACUUCGGUGGCACCGUAUCUUGGAUCUACAUCAAUCGAUAAAAAUAUUCAUUAACAUGGAUUUAGUCCACAUUGCUGAUCUUCUUCUGCGUUUGAAGGAAAUUGGCGAUAAUCUUCUGCCACACGAUAUGGAAAAGCUUCAUUUCAUUUGUGUUGGACUCAUACCAUACUCAUAUGAAUUACGCAAAUUGGAUGCGUUUUCUCUGCUUUCGGAAAUUGCUACAAAACAUACAAUCGAAGGUGUCGUUGAAGCUUUGAUAAGGAUCCAUAGGAUAGACUUGCUUAAUAUGCUUGUACAAGACCAGGAUCAACAGGACUUGGCCAGAAGAAUGUAUUCUGUUUUGAACACCACACACUUUGAUAGACUAAGGGUAGCGCUGCUUAAUAUAGCAGAUAACAUGACAGACGAUGAAGAUCUAAAAAUACUCAAGAAAGUCGUAGAAACAAAAAUAGUUAAGAGCAGUCUUCAUAAAGUUCAAACUGUGCUAAAAUUGUUUGAUCUGCUCAUGCAAAAUAUCAUCCUUGAUCCCAAUCAACCUGAGACUGUGCAAGCAGUGUUCCACAUUUUCGCAGAGAAAUCCUGGUUCACCAAAGUUCAAUCUGAAUACGUUGCUCCUGCUGCAGUAGAAGAGAUGAGAGAACGUACACAACAAGUUGCUGCUGACGUGACAGAAGUGAUGAGAAGACGUACACAACUAGUUGCUGCUAACAUGAUAGAAGAGAUGAGCAGCCGUACACUCCAUGGUGCUGCUGAUGAGAUAGAAGAGACAUUAAGAAGUACACAACAAGGUGCUGCUGAUGAGAUAGAAGAGACAUUAAGAAGUACACAACAAGAAGCUGCUGCUGCGAUAGAGGAUAAGCCACGAUCUAUACGACAAGUGAUUGCCGUUGCAACAAGAGAGACGAAACGUUGUACACAAGAAGGUAAGGAAUCUAUAUGCAUACAUUGUAUUGAUAAGACUUGAAUGUGAUGCUAUCAUAUCCAAGUAAGGUCGUUUUAAAAUAGUUUUCGAUAGAGCCGGUGAUGCGUGAUUUCCAUUUUAUCUUUCAAGUCUGGUCGAGUUUGAUUUCGAAGAACGGUUUUGUUAAAAAUUGAUAUUUUUUCAAAUCAUGUGUUAAGCCCCAGUCACACCGAGCUUGCGACCAGGAUACACCAAGCGGCUAAUGAGAAAUGUUUGAAUUGCGGGUAAAUCGUAGAAAGAUCGUGCGACUAGUCGCAGAGGUCGUGGGUGUUCACACGUUCAAUAUCAGUCGCAGCAAGGUCGACGGUCAUAAUCAAACCGUCUUACUUGCUAUUCUAAAUCGUAAGCGUUCGCAGACAGGUCUAACAUGUUCGCGCCACCUGUCAUACGAUCCCACGAUCGGUGGUGCGACCAGUCCCGACUUGUUGCACAACCUUACGAUUGGUGGUACCACCAGUCUUUAGCUACCGGACGAGUAUGUUUGGAGUGAUUUCUGGGGUUCAAGUCACUCUCCACUACAACACCGAAAGAGAGCUUUGCCGAUAAUUCAAUUUGUGUCGGUGUCCUAUAAAAUAUUCCUCCCCAUAAGAUACAUAUCCGGAUGAGUAUUUUAUGCAUACAGUACUCAUCAAGGUGAAUGUUGUAUGAAUAAAAAACUCACCCCCCCCAUAAAAUAUUCAUCCCCCCUAAAUCUUAUCAAACCUUUUUACUUUGAUACACAUUUUAUAGCAUUACUACAUCAUGUUACCUGUAGUACAUGAUUCGUUUAUGUCUGUCCAGGUAAUACACACUAGGGUGUCACCUUUGUGGGGACUGGGGCCCUGGGGGCUAAUCAAUACAGGUGAGACCUAUAGGUGACAGGUGAGCAGCACACAGGUGUGGCCUUUACCCAGAAAAAAAUGCAUUAUUAUUGAUGUCAUAUGUGGGAUGAAUAAAACAAUUACAUACUUUAACUGUACUGGAGUUUAAAAAAAAAAUGUGAGAAUAAUGCAAUUGACAUUGGUACUUCUAUACUGUAUUCUGAAAACUAAAGUUUUUUCUUCUUGAUAUUAGAGUUCACUUCAAUUUCUUACUGUAUAAAUAAUGACUCCUUCCCCCAAAAAACAAAAAAGAUAAUCAAAAAAAUCUUUAUUACAGUUCAAAUGAAGUGUAAAAGUGAGAAUAUAAACUUGGCUUAUUUAGAUACUUGUAUACUGUAUUUAAAAUGUAUUUAGAAAGAAAGAACUAGUUGUAUAUUUUUUGAUAUUGUAGUAAAGUUGAUUUCUUACAUUUGUCCUAUAGUAUAUGACUAUAGGAUAAGGUAGAUGGUUAUUUUAUGGGGGUGGAUAGGUAUUUUAUGACUAAAGAAGAGGGUAGAUGGUUAUAUCAUGGGGAGGAUAGGUAUUUUAUGGCUAUAGUAGAGGGUACAGGGUUAUUUUAUGGGGGUGGAAAGGUAUUUAAUGGCUAUUGUAUAGGGUAGAUGGCUAUUUUAUUGGGAUGGAUAGGUAUUUUAUGGCUAUAGUAAAGGGUACAGGGUUAUUUUAUGGGGGUGGAUAGGUAUUUUAUGACUAAAGUAUACGGUACAGGGUUAUUUUAUGGGAUAUGAUAGGUAUUUUAUGGCUUUGAUAUAGGGUAGAUGGUUAUUUCAUGGGGAUGGGUAGGUAUUUCAUGGCUAUUGUAUAGGGUAGAUGGCUAUUUUAUUGGGGUGGAUAGGUAUUUUAUGGCUAUAGUAAAGGGUACAGGGUUAUUUUAUGGGGGUGGAUAGGUAUUUUAUGACUAUUGUAUAGGGGGUUGAUGGUUAUUUUAUAGGGGCGAUAGGUAUUUUAUAAUUAUAGUAUAGGGUAGAUGGUUAUUCUAUGGGGUUGGAUAGGUAUUUAAUGGCUAUGGUAUAUGGUAGAUGGUUAUAUAUGAAGGUGGAUAGGUAUAUAUAAUGGCUAUAAUUUAGAGAAGAUGGUUAAUUUAUCGGUGUGGAAACGUAUUUAAUGGCUAUAGUAUAGGGUGGAUGGUUAUUUAUGGGGGUGGAUAGGUAUAAAAAAUGGCUAUAAUUUAGAGAAGAUGGUUAUUUUAUCGGUGUGGAAAGGUAUUUAAUGGCUAGAGUAUAGGGUAGAUGGUUAUUUAUGGGGGUGGAUAGGUAUUUAAUGGCUAUAGUAUAGGGUACAGGGUUAUUUUAUGGGGAUUGACUGAAUUGACUGAAAUUUCAAAAUCUUCCUCUCAAGACCCAGAUAUGGUAGAACCAAAAUUUCUUCA
Mizuhopecten yessoensis (Yesso scallop) is the source of this 3832-nucleotide messenger RNA. RefSeq lists its product as uncharacterized. NCBI's taxonomy places the organism in Eukaryota, Metazoa, Mollusca, Bivalvia, Pectinida, Pectinidae. The coding region runs from base 500 to 1609 and encodes 369 amino acids. Gene Ontology annotation, biological process: regulation of apoptotic process. The transcript has 10 exons. The record is from RefSeq and is a predicted model, not a curated record. Gene Ontology annotation, molecular function: protein binding.